Messenger RNA from Nothobranchius furzeri (turquoise killifish), 1253 nucleotides. Its product is annotated as olfactory receptor 52E4-like. The record is from RefSeq and is a predicted model, not a curated record. Gene Ontology annotation, molecular function: odorant binding; G protein-coupled receptor activity; olfactory receptor activity. Lineage: Eukaryota; Metazoa; Chordata; Actinopteri; Cyprinodontiformes; Nothobranchiidae. Gene Ontology annotation, cellular component: membrane. Gene Ontology annotation, biological process: G protein-coupled receptor signaling pathway; detection of chemical stimulus involved in sensory perception of smell.
AGAAUUUUGAUGUGUACUUUUAUAGCAAUGUAAAUUAGACUUUUUUUUAUGCUUUCAUACAUUUCUUUUUUCAUGUGUCUCAUUUUUUUGCCAAUUUGAUGCAGUCAGAAUGAUCAACCUGUACAACACGUCCUCUUUUAUACAGCUACAAGGACUGGAUCUUUCACAUGAAAGUGCCUUUCCUGCUUUUCUCUUUGCAACUCUCAACUACAUGAUUAUUCUGUUCUGCAACCUCACUCUGAUCCUCACCAUUGUGCUGAACAAAUCUCUGCAUCAGCCCAUGCAUCUGUUCCUGGUGAAUCUUCCAGUCAAUGACCUGAUUGGUUCUUCAGCUUUUUUCCCACUGCUCAUCAAAGAGAUCCUGACCAACAGCAGGAUGAUCCAUUACUCCUCCUGUAUCGCACAAGCCUUCUUUAUCCACAUCUAUGCAGCCGGUUCUGUGUUUAUUCUGAGUGCUAUGGCGUACGACAGAUACGUUGCUAUAUGUCACCCAUUGCAGUACAACACUCUCAUGACUAACGCUAACAUUAUGAAAAUAAUCACAUUGGUGUGGUCGUCCUGUCUGGUUUUAAUUGGAGGUCUUUUUAUUCUUCUACUGCGUUUGCGCUUCUGUAGAUCUGAAAUGUCAAACCUCUACUGUGAUAAUUCUAGUUUGUUGAUGAUGGUUUGUGAUAACACAGUAAUAAACAACAUUUAUGGACUGUGCAUUAGCGCUUUUUCUCAAAUCAUAGCCAAUGGGAUGGUUUUAUUCACGUAUCUCCGGAUUCUGAUUGAGUGCUUUAGAUCCAAACAGACGGACACUAAAGCUAAAGCUCUGCAGACAUGUGCUACUCAUCUGUUUGUCUUUCUCAUGAUGGAGUGUUUGGGCCUUUUCACCAUCGUAUCAUACAGGAUACAGAACAUUUCACCACAUUUAAGAAGAUUCAUUGGUGUUUCUACGUUAAUCUUCCCCCCGACUUUAAAUCCAAUCAUCUAUGGACUGAGAACAAAAGAAAUUCGUGAAAAACUAGUGAAGGUUUUCAGGAAGAAACUGCACAUUUCUCGAUGUACUGUAUCGUAAUUAUGUUUAAUGGAUCUUCUCCUCUGUACAUAUAUGUCUUGAUACCAUAGAUGACAGAUGGCUAAAAUGAAAGUUGUCAUGCUUGCAUAUAGCUACUUGGCUAUUGUUUUAAUGAAAUUGAUGCAAAGCUAUAACUUUGCUUUUUCAGUUUUUGCUCUACGCAGAUUUAAUUUUAUUUUUGCUAGUAAAUAAG